This is a messenger RNA of Paramecium tetraurelia, 871 nucleotides long. RefSeq lists its product as uncharacterized. Gene Ontology annotation, molecular function: tRNA methyltransferase activity. Gene Ontology annotation, biological process: tRNA methylation; cytoplasmic translation. Gene Ontology annotation, cellular component: cytoplasm. The transcript is spliced from 4 exons. The record is from RefSeq and is a predicted model, not a curated record. NCBI's taxonomy places the organism in Eukaryota, Ciliophora, Oligohymenophorea, Peniculida, Parameciidae.
AUGGGCAAAUUCACAAAAGAUAAACGAGUAUAAAGAAAUUCAUCAUAUUCUAAAUAAGUAUUAUAUAAUAUACUUAUUAACUAUUAACUUAUCACUAUAAAAGCACUUUUCACCAUUUUUAGGAUAUUUAUUAUAGGAAAGCCAAAGAAGAUUAAUUCAGAGCCAGAUCAGCUUAUAAGCUAUUACAAAUAGAUGACUCCUUCUAAAUAUUUAGACAAGUUGAGAGAGCAAUAGAUUUAUGUGCUGCUCCUGGCAAAGUUGACAGAAAAGAAUUUCCUUCCAUCCGAGAGUUGCAGAAUAAUGGCUCCAUUAGAUCAUGUCACUUAAAUCCAAGGCGAUAUAACAAAAAAAACAACUGUGGAUGAGAUCUUAAAAAAGUUCAAUUACUAAAGAGCAGACAUUAUUGUUUGUGAUGGUGCACCUGAUGUCACAGGAUUUCAUGAUAUUGAUUAUUACAUCUAAUCCUAAUUGAUAGUGGCUGCUUUGAAUAUUUGUUUGAUGACUUUGAGAGAAAAUGGAAUAUUUGUUGCAAAAAUAUUUAAAGGUUCAGAUAUCAAAUUGUUGUACUCUUAAUUUAAAUUGUUCUUCAAUUAAGUGUAUUUUAUGAAACCCAAGUCAAGUAGAGCCUCAAGUGUUGAAUACUUUAUCAUAUGUCUUCAAUACACACCAAAAAUUUAAACUCAAAAUUUCCACUUAUACACAUUUCUUAAGGAAAUUGAAUAGGCAGAAAAACAGAAACAAGAAGUUAUUGAUUAAUAAACAGAAAAGGAAUAGUCCAAAUAUUACAAAUUUAUUACAUGUGGAGACCUGUCAGGAUUUGAUGAAAAUUGAGUAUAAACAUAAUUCAGAUUCAUUAUUCAAACUUUAAAAA